Siniperca chuatsi (mandarin fish) is the source of this 6194-nucleotide messenger RNA. RefSeq names its product inositol hexakisphosphate kinase 1 (gene ip6k1). Gene Ontology annotation, biological process: phosphatidylinositol phosphate biosynthetic process; inositol phosphate biosynthetic process. Lineage: Eukaryota; Metazoa; Chordata; Actinopteri; Centrarchiformes; Sinipercidae. Gene Ontology annotation, molecular function: inositol hexakisphosphate kinase activity. The record is from RefSeq and is a predicted model, not a curated record. Gene Ontology annotation, cellular component: cytoplasm; nucleus.
UAUUGGUACUUUAUUUGGGUGGUUCUUCCACCUCUGAUGUGAAUAUGAACAUAAUGCUUGAAUUGAUUUGAAUUUGGGUUAUUGUUGCACCACAAGACUCCAGCACUAUUUCUAAGUCAUCCGUCUCUUUCCCUAAAUAUUACUGGGCUUCACUAGUGAGUGAGUGUAACAUCGGAGCCUGAAAUUUGGAUAACAAAGUCCCCCCAGCCCGUGGAGGACGAGGAGGUGGAUGAAGACGGGGUAGACCCAGCAGUAGGUGGCGCCAAAGCGUCGCAGUCAUGCAAAUGAACUGUAAAAGCCAAACAGGCUGCGUUAGCUUCACUGUAAUGACGUUAACCUCCUGGAUGUUUUCUCUUGCCGUUAAUGAGUUUGAAAACCGGGGACCGACAUCCAUGAACCUCUCGGGUCUCUGAAGGAUAACCACCCUGACCUCCGCCAAGUCAGCUCAGUGUCCACCCGGCGAUCCUGAAGGAAGCGGUGAUCCUGCCUAACUGACACCCUGCUUCUCCUGCACUCCACCCAACUCUGCCCCCUCCCCACCCCCUGUCCUGGUUGGGUCUCUCUGCUGCCGGCAGUGGAUUGGAGCACUCUGAUUGGAGGCUUUGCAAGGUGGUUUUUCGGUCUGGCGCCGCCUCCCCCCGGGGCCGGCGUGCGCUCCCAGCAGCCUGUGGUGCCCUGUGCCCCCCCCUCCCCAUCACUGCACACCAGAGCCCAUGCCCAGGGAGGAGUUGCGGUGCGUCCGCCAGGAGCCAUGUGCCUCCCUCACACCAACAACAUGGACAGCAAGCUACAGGGGGCGGGGCCAGGGGGAGGGGCUUCACUACGACGAGCAGGAGGCGUUCCGCUGGAGCCCUUCAUACACCAGGUGGGGGGUCACACCAGUAUGAUGCGUUAUGAUGACCACACAGUGUGUAAGCCUCUGAUCAGCAGAGAGCAGCGCUUCUACGAGUCUCUGCCUCCAGAGAUGAAGGAGUUCACUCCGGAGUACAAAGGUAUGGUGCUGGUUUGUUUCGAAUGUGACUCUGAUGGCUACAUCAACCUGGUGGCCUACCCCUACGUGGAGAACAACAUGGAGGGAGGGACUGCGGAGCAUGAGGAGCGCGAACCCCCGGAGAGGGAGCAGCCGAGGAGGAAGCACUCCCGACGCAGCCUCCAUCGCUCCUCCUCUGAACACAAGGAUGAGCGGCCCGAGAGGAGGGAGGCGCACGACACCGACACCUCUGAAAAUCUUGCAGAGCUGAAGAGUCCCAGGCUCGACCCAAAGAUCCACUCCGACGUCCCCUUCCAGAUGUUGGACUGGAACAGUGGUUUGAGUUCAGAGAAGAUCAGUUACAACCCUUGGAGCCUCCGCUGCCACAAACAGCAGCUCAGCCGCAUGAGGUCUGAAUCCAAGGACCGCAAACUCUUCAAGUUCCUGUUGUUGGAGAACGUGGUUCACCACUUCUCUUACCCCUGCAUCCUGGACCUGAAGAUGGGCACCAGGCAGCACGGAGACGACGCCUCCGAGGAGAAGGCGGCCAGGCAGAUGAAGAAAUGUGAACAGAGCACUUCAGCGACGCUGGGAGUCAGAGUGUGUGGCAUGCAGGUGUACCAGCUGAACACCGGUCACUACCUCUGCAGGAACAAGUACUACGGUCGCGGCCUGUCAAUCGAAGGCUUCCGCCAGGCCCUCUACCAGUACAUGCACAACGGAAAGGGUCUGAGGCAUGACCUCUUUGAGCCAAUCCUGAAUAAGCUUCGCAGCCUGAAGACUGUGCUGGAGAGGCAGGCGUCCUAUCGCUUCUACUCGUCUUCACUGCUCAUCAUCUAUGAGGGACAGAAACCUGAGGGCCCUUCAGUCCUCAGCUCUGGGCAGCAUGCGGCCUCGCAACAGAAGACUCCUGCGGCCCCUGCAGAGCCCCACUGUGGCACCGGGCCCCACGCGCCUCCGGCCCCUGACGCUCCCUGUGAAACGGACAUGAGCCAGAAACCAGACCCUCGUUCACUGUCCUCUCAGGGACCUGGACUGAUGGCUCCGCCCUCCCCCUCCCCUCAUUCUCCCCCACAGGCCCCUCCCACCAAGUCAGACUGCCACUCCUUCCUCCCCCCUCUCUCCUCACCUCAUCCCCAUCCAGACUCCUCCUCCCCUGCUCCCAGCUUGACUUCCUUCCCCCCUCCUCCGACCCCCAGCCCCAGCAGCCCCUUGGUCGACGUACGUAUGAUCGACUUCGCCCACUCCACCUUCAAGGGUUUCCGCGGCGACACUGCGGUGCACGACGGCCCGGACCGGGGCUACGUGUUCGGACUGGAGAGCCUGGUCCAGAUCCUGGAGAGCCUGCGAGAUGACAACCUGCUGUAGCUUUGAAUACACACACACACACACACACACACGCAAACACGCACGCAAACACACGCACACACACACACACACAGCUUGUUGUGAGUUAGUUCAGGUCGUGCCGCAGUUUUCUCAAGAACUGAGACGGUUUGGUUGUAAAUAUGGAACAGGGUUCUUCAGCAUGUCACCAUGGCAACAUGGGCAUUCUACAGUCGAGUAGUUACUAUAGCAACAGCCAAGAGGUGGGACAGUGGAGCUGAAAUGGCUGCAACUUCAAGCUGACAUGGAGAACCUCUGUCACACACACACACACACACACACAUUUGUACUUCUAUACUUGUGAGGACCCUCAUUGACAUAAUGCAUUCCCUAGCCCCUAACCUUAACCAUCACAACUAAAUGCCUAACCACAACCGUCACCCAAACUCUCACCCUAAACUGAUUUCUAACCUUAAAGUCUCCCUCCACUCCGAAAAUGUGUUUUUCUUAUUGUUACGUCAGUUGGAUGUUUGAGCUUCAUCGUGCAGAAUGACAUGUGCAGAGUUUGACACUAGAAGGCUGUUUUCACGUUAAUCUGCUGAAGAGGGAAACCUUAACUCUGAGUUUAACACGUGUAGAUAUGAGCAUCACAAUUAGUUCCUGGUCUUGAGUGAGAAUUGGUUCUUCAGUGACAUCUUGUGUCCAGCAGUUAAACUUUUGAAAGAAAAAAUAUUUGCAUAUUCCUGGAUUCUGGAUUUUUCAAUCAGGGACAAGGAGUAGAUUUUAAUGAGGUCAGUUUUCAUAGAAAAACAUACUAAUGUACAGAAUUUUUAUACGUCUUAAAACAUGUCUGGAGGGGAUCUUUAAACUCAGAUGAGCACAGAGAAACAAAUAUCAGAAGAUGAAUGUGAAAACAGCCUUAUAGUGUCAAACAUGCAUCGUUCUGCACAGUGAAGCUCAAACAUCCACAUAAACAAUACGCACACUUAUGAGUGGAGGGGGUCUUCAACCAUAACACCAAGUCAAACUUGGAAGGAUGUGAGGACCAUCCAAAAAUGGCGGAACUCCCAAGCUCCAAAACUCAAAUUGGUCCUCAACAAAAUAGACAAACAAGAGCACACACACUCAAACACACACACAUCCCGGGAGCAGUUGUCUGUGGAGCUGUUUGACAGCACAGCGGGACCGAGCGUCCUCUCUGAACGACCAAGCAGCUGGAUCCCAGGGGCCGCCCACUGAAGUUGGCCAACACUCACUUUACCAUCCUCAGCCCCCUCCCCCCCACCCCCAACCACACACACUCCUCUUUCUCUACAGAAACCAAACCUGGACAGGUGAAUAGACUCCUUUAGCGUUACCUUGAAAACGCAUUCAGAAACACAUCCAAGCAUCUGUUAAAGCAAUAGAUGGCGAUGAUAGACGGCAACUUUUUUCUUCAGCGGUGCAGAGGGCAGCAUCACCCACAGGGAGAACGGUGAUAAAGUGCAACAGAAAUCUGCAUCAUAGAAGUAGGCUUUAAGGAGAGAUAAUAUAGAUAAUUUCUAAAAUGCUGUAUGUCCGUUUUUGGGGCUUUAUUCAAAAACGUUAGUAGUCGGUGUCCUGUAAAAUCAUCCUCUGGGUUAUUGUGUAAUAUCAAAAGCAUAAGUGUUACUUUCCCAAAUCUGGUCUGGUGAUAUUUUUCUUAACUACUUAUUGUCAACUAAUCCCAUGAAAAAAACAAAACCAACAAUGACUUGAUCCACUAACAAGUACUGUGUGUGUAUCCAAAGCCUGAUAUAUCUUCUUCCUCUGUGCCAUAGAGCUCCAUUGUUGUUCAAAACUAUUAAAAACACAUCAGUGAGUCACUCCUUUGCACUGGGUGACAUUUUCCUUCAUUACCAUGAACACACACACUGUAGUUUACUUUGACUCAGUCCCACACACACCGUCCUGCUGCCCCAAAUGUGGAUUCGUUCACCGCUGAAAAUAGUCUCCAACAAAUGCACUAUUUCCUCAUGUUUCAGUAACAUUUGCUAAUAACUACAGUGUUUAGCUGUUUUAGGAAAUUACUGAGCCUUAAAAAAAAGAAAAAGAAAUUAUAUAUUUGUGAGCUUGAAAGUUCUUUUUAUAUAUCAAAUUAUUUUUGGGGGGGUAUUUUAUGCCUUUAUUUGAUAGCCGACAGUAGAGAGAUGACAGGAAAUUUCUGGCUAGACUAUCAGGGGACGUUGUGGUUCAUGAUCGGCGCCUUAACCCCUAGGCCACCAGGGCGUCCCUGAAAGUUUAUUCAUGACCUUGGAAACAGCAGUUGACAAAACAAUCUUCCCACAGUGUCCAUUUAGUACCUGAUCGAGUUGCUCCGUUGUCGUGGAAUUAUAGAUGUUCACAUUUUUAAAAGCUUUGAAGACUUUUCGUCCAUGUUGGCUUUUAAAGAUCGAAAUCUCCAGAACAGCAACUAAUUGGUGUUUCCUGUUGCUGUUUCCAUGUCAAGAAUGAAUUUUCAAUCCCUACAUUUGAGCCAACAUGGAAGAGAAGUCCUUAAAGUGCUCAUAAAAAUAGAAACAAUGGAUUGUGUGAUAUGAUCAAAAGCUCCAGAAACAACUACUUAAUGGACCUUGUGGUGGGGUUGUUUUGUCAACUAUACAUUUGUGAACCAUUUUUUAAAGAUUUACAUCUUCAGUAGGAACAAAUGGUCUUGGAGCUGAGUGCCACAGACAGAGUAAGGACGUCAGUGUUCAGCGACGGACAAACAGACUGUCCGUCUUUUCAUGGGAUUAGUUGACAAUAGAAAAAUAUAGAAUAAAACCAGCCUUAUUCUUUGAGUUAUGGCUGGGUGAAUAACAAGAACAUUUAAUAAGAAUAAUAUUUUUCUUACAUAUAUUAUAUACAUAUAUAUCUGAUAAAAUCACAAUGUGGCAAAUCUGUGCAAAAUCACAUAAAAUAUUCAAAUUCAUGUUCAUUGCAAUGAAAAAAAAAAAACUCCCCUUCAACUAAUUUUGACAGGUUUUUUCCUGGUAACUCAGCAGAAUUGGCCGCAAUGUCUCAUUUGAAGAUGUCACCAUUUAUCUCAUCUGAUUGGUCCUGAUGAGACCGUGUUAGCCAAUCACAUUUGUCCAUUUAUGCUUCCGUCACCAAGUUCCAGAGACCGGCUGCGACGCAGCACCGCCCCCUGCUGGACAGCAACAGGAACUCAACCCCAGGAGCUGGAAUAAGAGAGAGCAAAUAUGAAUAUUUUAUUUUUGGUUUAUCGAGGUGAUAAUUUAUUUUUUUAUUGUACCUUUACCCAUGUGUGUGGUAAUGUUUUGUCUUUUACAUGUCUCCACCCCAAAUGUAUAAAAUGUAAAGAAAUUAAGUGCAUCAGAGACACAAUGUGUGAAAUGUCAGGAGAAUACACAGUAUUAUUUGAGCUAACUGAAGCCGGUUUUAUUUGCUGCUGACUCGGCUUCAGUCACAAAAUCGGGUUUCAUGAAGAAAACUGUCGCAGCAAAUCCAGACUUCAGUCAGCUCACUGAGCCCAACACUUGUGCCUGCUGUGGAGUUGUUGCUCAGGUGGGAAACUCUAUUGAACGUGUGUGUGUAUGUAUGUGUGUGUGUGUGUGUGUGUGUGUUAGAACAAAGGUAGACGCCAUCUUUAGUCUUUGGUUUGUUUCACUUCACAUUUAAGGAGUUGGUAAAGGACUGCAUGCACAUUAACGUCCUCCUGUUUGGGCCAGUUUCCACCACAGCGUCAAACAUUCUUGUUACAGUCAUCACAGAGUCUAAAGCGGCGGUGGUCCACAUGUCCUCUCCGAUCAUGAUGUUUCUUUAUGAUUAUUAGCCGCAAUGAUUGAUCAGUUAUUUAGCAGCAUUUUCUGCAUCUGACAUCAUCCUGACUGUUUGUUAGAACAGUGAAAGUAAGUGAGAUUAAAUCUUUCCAGAAGCU